AUGGAAAGAGUGAAGAAAUGGUUUGCAGGGUCGAAGGUGGGGGCGGCCAUGAUAAUGGUGCAGCUAUUUGUAACAGGGAUGCAGCUGCUGAUGAGGGCGAUGCUGGGUGAGGGCACCUUUAUUUUCAAAUACAUUGCAUACCGUAGUGCUGUUGCUGCUAUAUGUGUUGCUCCUCUUGCUUUCUAUUUCGAAAGGGGAAUUAGUCCAAAGAAGUUCAAGUACUGGUCCGUUUGGUUCUGGCUCUUUCUUAACGCCUUAGUCGGGAUAACAAUGUGUAUGGGAUUGUACGCUUAUGGUCUUCGAGACACGACAGCUACAUACGGUACCAACUUCUUCAACUUAGUUCCAAUAAGUGCCUUCCUCUUUUCCAUACUGGCAGGUAUUGAGAAGUUGGGGCUGAAUACAAGGGCAGGUAAAUUAAAGGCAAUGGGGGCAAUUGUUUGUGUAGCAGGAGUACUUAUUGCUAGUCUUUGUGAUGGAAAAGCUUUCCAUAUCAGGCAUCUUAGUCCUCACUCUCGUUGGGCUCAUCAUGCGAAGUCAUCCAAGGAUCAUUGGGUUCGUGGCAAUCUCCUGCUGACUGGCUUUUGCUUGUCCACGGGUGCUUGGUUCAUUGUUCAGGUUAAGUUGCUCAAGGUUUUUCCAUUCAAAUACUGCGCAAUAAUGCUGACAUGUGUCAUAGCAACAAUCCAAGCAACGGUGAUAGGAGUGUGCGUUGAUAGAAGUAAGGAUGCCUGGAAGUUAGGGUGGAAUCUCAAACUUCUUACAAUAGUUUACUCUGGAGCACUCAACACGGCUGCAUCAUUCUGCUUGAUGGCUUGGGCAAGUGCAAUCCGAGGCCCCACAUAUCCUCCAAUCUUCAACCCACUAUCACAAAUACUUGUGACCAUAUUAGAAUCCGUCAUAUUCGGUGAAGAGAUCAAACUUGGAAUAAUUCUAGGCAUGAUUGUGAUUAUUAUUGGGUUGUACUCCUUCUUGUGGGGCAAAAAUAUGGAAAUGAAACGUGAUUCGCUAGAUCAAAAUAUUGCCUCAAGUUCGAUGAGAAGCGAGGGAUCAAUCACUAUCAUUUGA
Molecule: messenger RNA, 1068 nt
Organism: Juglans regia (Persian walnut)
Lineage: Eukaryota; Viridiplantae; Streptophyta; Magnoliopsida; Fagales; Juglandaceae
Product: WAT1-related protein At5g64700-like
Exons: 7
Coding region: 1-1068 (355 amino acids)
Cellular component (GO): plasma membrane
Molecular function (GO): transmembrane transporter activity
Source: RefSeq, a predicted model, not a curated record